AGCCACUGGUUAGCCCGGCCACCUUCAGCAGGGUGUUCCCGUUCCACGUCAUGUUCUCCAGGAACCUUACGGUGCUCCAGGCUGGCCACGCCGUGUCCAGGGUCAUACCGGCGCUUCGUAAGCAGGAAUGCCUGCUCACUGACGUCCUGGAGCCGGUGCGACCCCACCUGGACUUGACGUUCGAAAACAUCCUGGCGCACAUCAACACGGUGUACGUGCUCAAGACUCGGCCAGGUGCGCUGAACGCAGAGCCGGACACGCCCCCAGAGUUCACUUACCUGCGCCUCAAGGGGCAGAUGAUGUACGUCCCCGAGAACGACUCCGUCAUCUUCCUCUCCUACCCCAGCGUCGUCAACCUGGACGACCUCACCAGGCGUGGACUGUUCAUCAGUGAUAUCCCCCUGCACGACGCCACCCGGGACUUGGUGCUCAUGUCCGAGCAGUUCGAGGCGGACUACAAGCUGACCAGGAACCUGGAGAUCCUCACCGACAAACUGCAGCAGACCUACCGGGAGCUGGAAGGGGAGAAGCAGAAGACGGACGGGCUGCUGUACUCCGUGCUGCCCAUGUCCGUGGCCACGGAGCUCCGCCACGGCCGUCCCGUGCCUCCGCGCCGAUACCCCAGCGUCACGCUGCUCUUCUCCGGCAUCGUGGGCUUCUCUCAGCUGUGCGCCGACCCCGCGCACCGCGACCCCAUGUCCAUCGUCACCAUGCUCAACCAGCUGUACACGGUCUUCGACACGCUCACCGACCCGCGCAAGAACCCCAACGUGUACAAGGUGGAGACGGUGGGCGACAAGUACAUGGCGGUGUCGGGGCUGCCCGAGCCCUGCUCCACUCACACGCGCUGCAUCGCCCGCCUCGCCCUCGACAUGAUGGACCUCAGCAGCGAGGUCAAGGUGGACGGCAAGCCGGUGCGGAUCACCAUCGGCAUCCACUCUGGCGAGGUGGUGACGGGGGUGAUCGGCCACCGGAUGCCCCGCUUCUGCUUGUUCGGCAACACCGUGAACCUCACCAGCCGCACGGAGACCACGGGAGAGCCGGGCCGGAUCAACGUGUCCGAGGACGCAUACAAGUUACUGAGCCAGCAGGACAACUGUGAUCCUCAGUUCCAACUAGACUACCGCGGUCCCGUUGCCAUGAAGGGACGAGCAACACCAAUGGAGGUUUGGUUCCUGUCGCGGAGUCCCGAACACAUCGUCUAACGUAACUUAAGCUUUACUAUGCCGCCUACAUCUGUGAUUGUUAUUUCUUGCAAUGUGUGACUCCUGUCCUUUGUUCCUCGCUUAAGAUAGUGUAGAAAAUCUUUCAAGAAACCCCUCAAUAAGGUACAAACAAUUCAUGAAUGUUUUGCCACAUAGCUUAUCUUUCAGGGACCUAAACACCUCGCAAUAGGUGUAAUGCACAAAUUCGUGUCAAAUUUCGAUCUCUCGACUCCUAGUUACUGGGAAAAAAUGCAGGGCUACGUAACUCUUAAAAUGAACAAAUGUUAGUUACUCAAUGUGACAAAACACAUGUUUAAGUAAAGGUUGGUUAUGGAUUUUGAAAUAUGACCAAUUUUAGUCAUGGAUAUUGUGGAGAAAAGUUGGACAAGUCAAAAAGAUAGCUUAACUCUAAAAGACUACAAUAAAAGUUACAAACUAUAACUUCAACUCAUAAAAUAAUGUCAAAGGCAGUAAUAAGUUACGGAGCCCUGAAAAAAUGUUGUACUGACUAAAAAUGUGUAUAUUAAGUUUGUAAAUAAUGGAAGUGGAUGGUUGUCGUUUCUGAUAAAUUAUCUUACAGAGAAUUAAUGAAAACCCAAAAGCACUCAGAAGAAAUGCAACUUUUGAGAAGUUGUACAAUCAGCUGGGCAGAAAGAAUAUAAAUGCUAAUGACAUCAUAUUUCCUAUUUUCUACAAACUCUAGCAGGUAAUAAAUGUUCAGAUACUUCCGGAAAUAAAAUAAGAAUCUAGAGUUUAUGAUAUCCUAAAUUACUUGGCCCGUAAAGUUACCCCUCGUAUGUUCGUCUGCAGAACUAAUUCCAUUUGCUUUUUGCACUGUGCAAUUAGUUCGGGAUAUGUGUAUGUAUCUAUGCUUCUGUCAUAGAAAUAUGGUUUGUAAGUGUGAAAAAAAUAAAAAUAAAGAUGCUGUGAGAUAAA
Molecule: messenger RNA, 2141 nt
Organism: Frankliniella occidentalis (western flower thrips)
Lineage: Eukaryota; Metazoa; Arthropoda; Insecta; Thysanoptera; Thripidae
Gene: Gycbeta100B
Product: guanylate cyclase soluble subunit beta-1
Biological process (GO): response to oxygen levels; cGMP biosynthetic process
Cellular component (GO): guanylate cyclase complex, soluble
Molecular function (GO): heme binding; guanylate cyclase activity
Source: RefSeq, a predicted model, not a curated record